CAGCAGCUCUUUUACAUCCCUAAAGUAAUUUUUGGAGUAAUUGCUAAUCAGAAUUUGAGGUUUUUGCAGCCAUGGCCGGACAUCGCACAGAUUGCAUUGAAAGACGCCUCCGGAUCUGUUUUGGGAUGAUGGGCCACUUUAUUGGAUCCCAUCCCUGGUGGUUCCUGAUCACCCCCCUGAUAGUGUCGGCAGGUCUGGGGAGUGGGUUUUAUCUCCUCAAGGACAGAAUUUCCAAUGAUAUUGAGGAGCAGUUCACACCUGUUGAUGGACCAGCCAAGAUGGAGAGAAAAUACAUCGAGGAAACUUUUCCAGGCAGUGAUUCCAUGUUUUCAAGAUUGAGGCUGAGCUCAGAUGGAAACUAUGGCACUCUCAUAGCUACAAGCAGCAGGAAUAUUCUGACCGUUGAGUCACUUUAUGACAUCCUUGAUUUGGAUUUUAAAAUUAGGAGCAUGGUGGUGCAGUUUGACAAUCAAUCAUUUAAAUAUGUGGAUAUCUGUGCCAAGGUGAUUGAAUCCUGCACCUCUAAUGACAUUCUGGAAAUUAUUGACUACAAUGCCAACAAUAUAGAUGCUGUCAAUUUGACGUUUCCGUGGUAUCACUCUGAUUUUAAAAGUAUUCCCUUAUAUUUGAGUCUGGGGAGUGUGACACUGAAUACAGAGAGUUCGGUUGUUGAAAGUGCUGAAGCCAUUCAGCUCCAUUACUAUUUAGAUGAGGGCAACAAAACAAAAACUGAUCUUUGGUUGGAAAGCUUCAUUAAUCUGGUUUCAAAUGAAUCGUCGGCUACUCUUCAGGUGUCAUACUCCACCUCAGUGUCCAUGCAGUGGGAAUUUGACAAAUCUCCAGCAUCUGUCAUCUAUUUAUUCUCCAUCACCUACGCCAUUGCCAUCAUAUUUUCAAUUCUAACUUGUUGGAGGUUGGAUAAUGUGCGGACGAAGGUGUGGGUGGCUUCCUGUGGGGUUUUCUCCACAGGUCUAGCAGUCCUGAGUGGUUUUGGUGCAUUGCUGCUGCUCGGCCAACCGUUCGUCAUGACAGCUGCCUCCUGUCCUUUCCUGAUCUUAGGUAUUGGACUUGAUGACAUGUUCAUCCUGAUCUCCUGCUGGCAGAGGACCCAUGUUCUGGACAGCGUUUGCGACCGGCUGGCUGACACCUACCGAGAAGCUGCCGUCUCCAUCUCCAUCACCACCCUGACCGACGCUCUGGCUCUCUUCCUGGGUUACAGCUCACCCUUUGGCUCGGUCCGGUCCUUCUGCCUCUACGUCGGCGUUUCUGUUUGCUUCUGCUAUUUCUACAGCAUCACUUUCCUGGGGGCGUGUAUGGCUUUGAAUGGACAGAGGGAAGCAGAGAACAAACACUGGUUCACCUGUGCUAAAACCCCAGAGGACGUACCAUCCAGGAAUUCAAAAGUCUUCAGUAUGUGCUGUGUUGGGGGACACUACAAUCGAAUCACUGGAAAGGAGGAAACUGAAGCCAUGAGUUACAUUUUUGAGCGGGUCUACGGUCCAUUUUUGACCCACAAACUGACAAAAGCAUGUGUGUUAGUCAUGUACGCAGGUUAUCUGGCCGUUAGCAUCUAUGGCUGUUGCAUCUUAAACGAAGGACUCGACAUCAAGAAUCUGGCUGUGGAUGAUUCCUACAUUAUUGACUACUACAACCAUCAAAGGCAGUACUUCUCUGAAUUUAGCUGCAAUGUGAUGGUGGCAGUGAAGCAACCAUUCCCCUACUGGGGCAACGAUGAACAUCUGCACUCAAGUUUUGAAAGUUUGAGCUUUGUCAACAACACGCUUGCUUGGUUUACCUCCUAUAAAAACCAUGCUAAUGCCUCUAAUCUCAACAUAAGCUCCCGAGAGGCCUUCUACACCCACCUGCCACAUUUCUUAGAACUCAACCCCAUGUUUAGACAAGACAUCAAUCUGACGGUGGACGGUGACAUCCAGGCUUCUCGCUUUUUCCUCCAGACGCUAGACCAAACUACGAUGAAAGACAUGAUGAUUGGACUCAGGAAAACAGCAGAGGAAUGUCCAGUGGAGCUUCUAGUGUUCCACCCUGCCUUCAUCUACUUCGACCAGUACACCGUCAUCACAGAAAACACCGUCCAAACCAUCCUCAUUGCCGUGGUUGUAAUGCUUGUUGCGUCACUCAUCCUGAUACCAAAUCCUCUCUGUUCUAUAUGUGUGGCUUUUGCAGUUUGUUCAGUCAUCACUGGCGUUACAGGAUUCAUGUCGCUGUGGGGCAUAAAUCUGGACUCCAUCUCCAUGAUCAACCUGGUCAUGAGCAUCGGUUUCUCUGUAGAUUUCUCAGCACAUAUUUCUUACUCUUUCGUCUCCAGCACGAAAAGUGACGCCAAUGAGAAAGCUAUGGAUGCUUUGGCCCAUUUGGGGAAUCCAAUCGUGCAAGGAGCUUUGUCCACUAUUUUAGGGGUGGUGGUGCUGUCUGCAUCUGGGAGCUACAUCUUUAGGACAUUCUUCAAGAUUGUGUUUCUUGUGAUUGUGUUUGGGCUGCUGCAUGGUUUGGUGUUUAUUCCAGUGUUUCUGACAGUGUUCACAGUCCGUGGGAAGUGCUGUUAA
Molecule: messenger RNA, 2564 nt
Organism: Amphiprion ocellaris (clown anemonefish)
Lineage: Eukaryota; Metazoa; Chordata; Actinopteri; Pomacentridae
Gene: ptchd3b
Product: patched domain-containing protein 3
Exons: 4
Coding region: 72-2564 (830 amino acids)
Cellular component (GO): membrane
Source: RefSeq, a predicted model, not a curated record